Messenger RNA from Pneumocystis carinii B80, 1103 nucleotides. RefSeq lists its product as hypothetical. Gene Ontology annotation, cellular component: cytoplasm. The record is from RefSeq and is a predicted model, not a curated record. The transcript is spliced from 9 exons. NCBI's taxonomy places the organism in Eukaryota, Fungi, Ascomycota, Pneumocystomycetes, Pneumocystales, Pneumocystaceae. The coding region runs from base 41 to 1057 and encodes 338 amino acids.
UAAUUUUAUUAAUUGGAUGUAAAACAAAUCAAUUUUUUAUAUGGUAGAAAAAGUUCCAUUAACAAUUUUAACGGGGUAUUUGGGAUCAGGAAAGACUACAUUGCUUAAUUAUAUAUUGGAGAAACAACAAGCAAAAAAAAUUGCUGUUAUAUUAAAUGAAUUUGGUGAUUCAUCAGAUAUUGAAAAAUCAUUAUCAAUAAGUAAUAAUGGACGAAUUUCAGAGGAAUGGAUUGAAUUAAAUAAUGGAUGUAUGUGUUGUAUGAUAAAAAAUAAUUCUGUAGUAGCAAUUGAGAAGUUAAUAAAGAGAAGGGGGAGUUUUGAUUAUAUAUUAUUAGAAACAACUGGUCUUGCUAAUAUAGGAUCUAUUGUUUCUAUGUUUUGGCUAGAUGAUUCUUUGGAGUUUUCAUUAUAUCUUGAUGGAGUAAUUACUGUAAUCGAUUCUCAUAAUAUUAUCCGUGAUCUUGAAAAUGUAUCUAAUGAGCAUGAAAUAACUAUUGCUCAUGUACAAAUUUCUCAUGCUGACGUUUUAAUUAUAAAUAAAACAGACUUAUUAAAUGAAAAACAACUUCAAAUUGUUAUAGAAAGAAUAAAAGGUAUAAAUUCACAAGCUAAAAUCAUUUUUUCCACUUAUUCUCGAAUUGAUGACGUUUCUUCUAUUCUAAAUCUUCAUGCAUAUGAUAAUAAAUCUACAUUAUCCAUGGAACCAAAAGAAAUCACAUAUCAUGAUCCAAAUGUUACAACAGUAACAGUCCAAUUGAGAAUAUUAGAAAAUGAACAACAAAAAUCUCAGCUCGAAUCCUGGAUUCAAUCUAUGUUAUGGGAAGGUGAAAUAUUAUCUACUGGCUCUGAUAAAUAUCCAGUAGAAAUAUAUAGACUUAAGGGAAGAAUUAUUCUCAAAAAUACAUCAUGGUUGGUACAAGGUGUUCGUGAGCUUUAUGAAUUUAUUCCUGAACCCACUUCAAAUACUUUUCUAUCUACAAAACUUAUCUUUAUAGGUAAAGGACUUUUCCAAAUACCUUUACAGAAUAUUUUAGAUACAUUUAUGAAUUUUAAAUAGUUUAUUUAAAAAAUAUCUAUAUAUAUUUUUUGUAUAUCUAUUUUAU